Pimephales promelas (fathead minnow) is the source of this 965-nucleotide messenger RNA. NCBI's taxonomy places the organism in Eukaryota, Metazoa, Chordata, Actinopteri, Cypriniformes, Leuciscidae. The record is from RefSeq and is a predicted model, not a curated record.
AUUUCUCUUUCAAGAUUAAUUUAAAAUCGGUUUUAUCUUUACAAAAAUCCUUUCUCAGGGCGUUCAAACGAAGACAAAAUAAGGAUGAUGGAGCUUGGGAGUUGGCUAGCUGGAUGUGAUUUUGUUUGCAGAUUCGAUGUGCGCUCACGCGUGACUCGCACUACUUCAGUUUGAAGAAGAUGUCAGGCCCGACCCAGGCACAGAGUCAGGAGCUUAUUCCUGGAUGUUCAACACCUCGGUCUUGUGAGUUCGUUUCUGUGGCCACAGGUUCGGCUCACAGGAAGAGAGAGAUGCAGAGGUCAGAUGAUGGACGUCCGUCCACUUCAUCCAAACACUAUCGCAUAGGCCGCUUCAGAUGCAGGAGAGUUGUUUCCAGGAGCAGUAACAACAGAUCUGAGAGCCAACAUGAACCAGGCAGUGACGGAAACAGGAGUUUGUCCAGAUGCGACAGCUUCCAGUGGAUGUGUCCUCCACUGCCUGGUCAAGUUCCCGUCGAGCCAAACGACAUUUCUAAUGUCCCGACUGCUCAUGGUGCCGUGGAGGCUUCACCUGGUUCGACAGAAAAACGUACAAAAGGAAAGAAGAUGAAAAGAAUUCGUUCGUUCCUCAGGAACGUGUGGACGGCUGUAAAGAGUCCGUCCGGCUGCUGUUCUGACAGUAAAGCUGUGGAUGUUGUGGAGCCUUUCGUUCCUCCACUAGAUCUGGACUCGGAGCCUGAUUCUGAUCCAGAUCACUCCGACAGCCUCAACAGUAGUGUGUCCAGUUCCGACAGCCUCAAUAGUAGUGUGUCCAGUUCCGACAGCCUCAACAGGAGUUUGUCCAGAUCCGACAGCUUCCAAGAGGGGAUCUGUCCUCCACCGCCUAGUCAAGUUUCCAUCGAGCCAACCGACACUUCUAAUGUCCCGAAUGCUCAUGGUGCCAUGGAGGCUUCACCUGUGAACAACAGCUCGACAGGUGAGAUUUAA